CUCUGGAGCACAGCACCGGCACCGGCACCUGCACCAGCACUGGCACACGCUAUGGCAAAUGAAGUGCAAGCCCUGCCCUCCCCGCUGAGAGGGGGGCAUCCUCCUGCAGUAAAAGCUGGAGGAAUGCGGAUUUCCAAAAAACAAGAAAUUGGCGUCUUGGAGAAACACACCAGAAAAACAGGAUUAGAGAAAACAGGUGCCAUUGUAAAUGUUGCCAAAAUACAGCCGGUGGACGCUCUGAAUGACACACUGGAGAAGCUCAGCCAUAAAUUUCCAGCAAUAGUGCACAUGGCACAUCAAAAACCCAGACCUGCUCUGGAGAAGGUCACUCCAAUAAGAAGGAUCUACAUUAUUCAACAGCCUCGAAAAUGUUAAACUGGGACAUAAAACACAGCCAUCUGGCCAACUGCCUCGAACAUCUGACAGCUUAGCAAAAAGGACCAAAACUUUCCUUAGGCUUCAUGCAUUUGCUUGGUAAAUGAAACAGCGUU
This is a messenger RNA of Pteronotus mesoamericanus, 491 nucleotides long. It is a transcript of the gene DAPL1, whose product is annotated as death associated protein like 1. Bases 52 to 375 code for a protein of 107 amino acids. The transcript is spliced from 4 exons. Gene Ontology annotation, molecular function: death domain binding. The record is from RefSeq and is a predicted model, not a curated record. Lineage: Eukaryota; Metazoa; Chordata; Mammalia; Chiroptera; Mormoopidae. Gene Ontology annotation, biological process: apoptotic signaling pathway; cellular response to amino acid starvation; negative regulation of autophagy.